UUACGUCCAUCCAGCACGUACGUAGUGAUUUUGUUGUUUUAUGUUUUCUUUUAACAAAUUAUGAAUUGUAACCAAAUCUUAUCAGCAAAGUGAUAAAGAAUAUUAAACAAACCAUUUGGUGCUGCCUUGGACUUAGUCACAUUUAGUUCCAUUCAGUCACACUAAUACCCUGAGCAAUUCGUGUGUGGUGCGCGAGCGCAAUAAAUUAAGGAUAAUAAUUAUUAUUAUCUCUACCCCAACUAAAAAUGGAUACCCUAAAAAAGAAUUGGUUCACUGAAGAUUGUGAGAUGUGGCCUGGUGGUACAUUCUCCAUUGAAGUUAAAGAAGUUUUGUAUUCAGAGCCAUCUGCUUACCAAAAAAUAAAUGUGUAUGAUACUACUAAAUUUGGUAAAGUGUUGGUACUAGAUGGCAUUAUUCAAUGCACAGAGAAGGACGAAUUUGCUUACCAGGAGAUGAUAUCAUUCCUACCUCUGUGCCUGCACAAGAAUCCGGAGAAGGUGCUGAUUGUGGGUGGAGGUGAUGGAGGUGUCGCCCGAGAAGUUGCCAAACACCCCAAAGUGAAAGAAAUUAUUCAGGUGGAAAUCGACGAGAAAGUCAUCGAAGUUUCAAAAAAAUACCUACCGUUUAUGGCGGUGGGUUUUGACAGUCCAAAGCUAAAACUUCACGUCUGUGACGGAUUUGAAUUUAUGGCAAAUCAUAAACACGAGUUCGAUGUUAUAAUCACAGACAGUAGCGACCCCGUGGGGCCAGCCGUAAAUUUGUUCAGAGAAAACUAUUUUAUACUCUUGAAAGGUGCGCUGAAACCAAACGGGAUAAUUUGCUCCCAGGCUGGAACCGUCUGGAACGAUCUAGACCUUGUCUCCAAUAUUCUACAAAUAUGCAAAAACCAGUUUGCUAAAGCCGCUUACGCCUACGCUUCAGUCCCCACAUACCCCUCAGGACAAAUUGGUUUCGUAAUCGGAUCUUUAGACAAAGAAGUCGUUUUUGAUAAACCCGAACAUGUUUUUACUGAAGAAGAUGAAAAGGAGAUGAAGUUAAGGUACUACAGCAGUGAUAUUCAUAAAGCUGCCUUCGUGCUACCAACCUUUGUGAAACAACACUUAGCUAGAAAUGUUACUGAGUAACUUGUACUUAAAUGUGCAUUUAUUUUAGAAUGUAAGCGUCUUCACUAUGAGACAUAUCGAAUCUAUUAUUGAAUUUUAUUAUAUUUAUCAGGUUUAUAAUCCUCGGCUGUUAUUUGUAACGAUUUUAAUAUUUUUUAUUGUACUGUUGUUUAUCCAAAAUUCAUUAUAUUUUAUUAACAAAUGAUAUUAUGAGAUUGUUACUUAGACAGUAAAAGUCGCAUUUAUUUUAGGUAUAUUCUUGACUUUUAGUCAUUUUUAAAAGUCAUAUCGCGGUCUUCCAUUAAGUAAUCUCAAAUUCUAUUUAUUGAAAUAUUUAACGCAUAAUCCUUAAACCAGAGUGGCCUUAAAUAAAAUGUUUUAAAUACUAUGAGUGCAUUCUGUGCAUGCAUGCAUGUAUUAUAUUAAGUAGUAUAUAAGUGUUAUAAUACUCUGGUUCAUGUUACAGCAGUCAUUAUCUUUGGGUCCGUUCAUAACAUACAUUCCUUAUCAAUUACUAAAUUACUAUUUAUUAAAUAAUAAUGAAGAAGAUUAUUUUUUAAGACAAUCUAUUCUUAAUGACCUUUGUAUCUAUUCGUUAGAACGGAAUGAUUAAAAAAAACAGUUUUCUGAACUCUAGCAAUAAAGCUAACAUUAUGCAACGCCAUCUGUCGAGUUCUUUUUUCAAAAUCAUCCGAAAUCAAUAGAAACUGUUAGCAAUAUAGAUAAAGUUACGCACACAAAGAAAGGAAAAAUUAUGCGUGUUUGUUUUGGGAAGAGGGAUAUGAAGCUGUUCGCUUCCAAUCGUAUAACGAUAUAUCCGUUUAUAUUUAUUAUUGUUUUAUUUAGUAAAAUAGAUAAUCUAAGUAUUUAAAAUUGUCAAACACAUUCCAUCUGAGUGUUCCCAACUCAUUUUACACUGCAUCAACUUGCUCAUCUAGGUAAUUAUGUGAUAACGAUAAAUGAAAUAAAGGAAUCGUCAUAAAUAUUUUUGUACAAUUUUUUUGUAUUUUUUUAUAAAUGUUAAAAUAAAUCAGGGACAAUAAA
Molecule: messenger RNA, 2147 nt
Organism: Spodoptera litura
Lineage: Eukaryota; Metazoa; Arthropoda; Insecta; Lepidoptera; Noctuidae
Gene: SpdS
Product: Spermidine Synthase
Biological process (GO): spermidine biosynthetic process
Cellular component (GO): cytosol
Molecular function (GO): spermidine synthase activity
Source: RefSeq, a predicted model, not a curated record